GGCCGGCUGCAACAUCAUCGCCCACAACCUGCACGCGAACGAGCAGACCGCCCUCGUGGACGCCAUGGUGCCCAGGGGCGAAGGUGGACUGCGUGAUCGGGGUGGCGAGGAUGAACAACGUCAGCUUGUCCACGGAGGCGCUGCAGACCAACAUCACCUAUUUCGUGAACCACAUCGCGGAGAGACCGUCGACGGCGUCGCGAACGAGCUCCAUGGGGCCCCCUCGCGCCCCGACACCGCCCCGCCGCCUCCUGCGUGGUUCCUCCCCUCCUCGGGCGGGGUGAGGGCGUGCGAGCGGGCAGACCGCCGAGGUGGGCGCGGGGGGGGGAAAGCUGCAGACUAGGGCUCCAC
This is a messenger RNA of Prorocentrum cordatum, 351 nucleotides long. The record is from the annotation of a GenBank genome assembly. Lineage: Eukaryota; Dinophyceae; Prorocentrales; Prorocentraceae.